AUGAAUCACCACGGAAACCCACUCGCUAACCUGCCUCCCCAAACACCACCGCUCCCCAUCCCCACGCCGCCCACCCCGUCUCCGUACUUAACCCCAGCCGUCAUUGCUAACUGCUACAUCGAUGGAGGCCUAUUCCUGGCUCGCUGCAUGGGAGUGGACCGCAUCAUCUCUCCUCCGUCUCCUGCGGGAGCCUCAAUUCUGUACGAUGUGAGAGUGUCUGUCGGAGCGCAGAGGUUGCUGGAGUCCAAACUGUAA
Knipowitschia caucasica is the source of this 255-nucleotide messenger RNA. The record is from the annotation of a GenBank genome assembly. Lineage: Eukaryota; Metazoa; Chordata; Actinopteri; Gobiiformes; Gobiidae.